Messenger RNA from Anopheles marshallii, 894 nucleotides. Its product is annotated as probable chitinase 10. Gene Ontology annotation, cellular component: extracellular region. Gene Ontology annotation, molecular function: chitin binding. Lineage: Eukaryota; Metazoa; Arthropoda; Insecta; Diptera; Culicidae. The record is from RefSeq and is a predicted model, not a curated record. The coding region runs from base 1 to 894 and encodes 297 amino acids. The transcript is spliced from 2 exons.
AUGAACUCUCUAGCCGCGACCUUGUUCGUCGGUAUCGUGAGUGUCACGCUGGCAUUCGAUGAAGAAUGCGUCGGCAAACGUAACGGAGCCACCUUUGCCGACGAGUUUAGCUGUAGUCGGUACCGUAUUUGUCUCGGUGGAUAUCUGUCGUAUGGCGAAUGUGCCUCUGGGCUCUAUUGGGACAACUUUCGUCGACUGUGUCUGCCACCGACGCUAGUAUCUUGCACAGCCAAACUUCCCACAACCAUUCAGACAACACCCUACGAGCCGCCUACAAGUGAUGGAAUAAUUCUGGAUGAAAAUCACCACGGUCUGCCUGAUGACUUUCAAAACGGAGAGUAUAAUUGUCCAUCGCAGAGUGUACUAAGCAUACCGCAUCGACGUAGCUGCUCACAGUACGUUCUGUGCUUCGACGGUACUGCCGUUCUGCAGCAAUGUGCUCCAGGACUACACUUCAACGCGGGUCAAAGCCAGUGCACACUACCCAACAUGGCGAACUGUGAUUUACAGGAACAUGUAUGCCCUGAGAAGGACGAUCCACUAAAGCUUGUGUUUGUUGCCGAUCGCUUCGACUGUUCCAAGUAUUACUAUUGCUACAAUGGAAAAUUCCAUCCACACAGUUGUGCUCCUGGACUUCACUGGGAUCCAGUUAACAACUGGUGCACCACAAUCGCUGAGUCAAAGUGUCAAAACUUUACUCCCUACAAGGAAGUUAACGAACCGACGCUUGUUCCCAAAAAAGUUAGCUGCAUGGAUGAUCAAGCUCGUUGGGUAAAACAUCCAAAGAGUGAACGCCAUUAUUAUCUCUGCUAUAAGGGCAAAUCCAUGCUGAAGCGUUGUGACGAUGGUCUCAUCUGGGAUGAAGCAACACACUCGUGCAACUACCAAAAUUGA